GGCCGUCUCCGGGUGGCACUUUUAAAAAGUAGCUGGUCUGUAGACCUUUCCUGUGGGAUGGAGAGAGAAGAGCCGGGGGAAAGCGCGGUGGUUUGAUGGGGUAGUAGAGCUCUUCCCUGCAUAGGCUGGUCACUCCAGAACGAUGAGAAUGUUUAGUGUCUUUACAUUCAUGGCCUACUGCCAUUUGCUAAAAGCAUUUACGAUCACAGUUUCUAAGGACCUGUAUGUGGUAGAGUAUGGUGGCAAUGUGACAAUGGAAUGCAAAUUCCCGGUGGAAAAACAGUUAAACUUGUUUGCACUAAUCGUCUACUGGGAAAUGGAGGAUAAAAAAAUUAUUCAAUUUGUGAAUGGAAAGGAAGACCUGAAAGUUCAGCACAGCAGCUACAGCCAGAGGGCUCAGCUAUUGAAGGACCAGCUCUUCUUGGGGAAGGCUGCGCUUCAGAUCACAGAUGUGAGAUUGCAGGAUGCAGGGGUUUACUGCUGCUUGAUCGGCUAUGGCGGUGCUGACUACAAGCGGAUUACUUUGAAAGUUCAUGCCCCGUACCGCAACAUCAGCCAAAGAAUUUCUGUGGAUCCUGUCACCUCUGAAUAUGAACUAAUGUGUCAGGCUGAGGGUUACCCUGAGGCUGAAGUCAUCUGGACAAGCAGUGACCACCGAGUCCUGAGUGGCAAAACCACCAUCACUAAUUCCAAUAGGGAGGAGAAGCUUUUCAAUGUGACCAGCACGCUGAACAUCAAUGCAACAGCUAAUGAGAUUUUCUACUGCACUUUUCAAAGAUCAGGUCCUGAGGAAAACAAUACUGCCGAGUUGGUCAUCCCAGAACCACUGCCCGUUCCAACACGUGAGAGGACUCAUUUCGUGAUUCUAGGAUCUUUCCUGUUGCUUCUUGGUGUAGUCCUGGCAGUCACUUUCUGUCUAAAAAAACAUGGGAGAAUGAUGGAUGUGGAAAAAUGUUGCACCCGAGAUAGGAACUCAAAGAAACGAAAUGAUAUACAAUUUGAAGAGACAUAAUCCAGCAUGGGAACUCCUGAUCUUAAAGCAGGGAUUCUCGGCCUGUGGUUUGAGUUCAGCAGAGCUACUCAUGACCAGAGCAGUGCAGAGGGCCAGGCAAGCUGCAGGCGACAUAGGGCUCAGAAGGCCCAAGUGGUGACCAGUGGAAGGUGGGAGAGAAGAGGAGGAGAACAAAGUAAUAAAGAGUAGAGGGGGUAGCCUGCAAGGAGACUUUGGCACUUCAAAACGACUGGGAGAAUCACAGGCACCUACAAAAGAAAGGAAGGACACUUCUGGAAGAUGAACUCCCCAUGAACCGUCCAUCGCUCAUCCUAGGAAAACAAGUUGAGAUUCCCUGAUUUAAUGUGUCAGUUCCUGCAGAAGUGCACUUUGCCUUCGCUCAACGUCUCUAUUUGUUGUCUGUGUGACUGAAGGUCCCAGUGUUGCAACAGUAUUUAAGGAUGUUAUUUCUAUUUAUUUUGAGUCUUUGGAGUCUUGUGUGAGUGUGGUUGUGAGUGAUUUCUUUGGAAGACACAUUGUAGUAGAAGUUAAAAUUUUGUCACAAAACUACAUUUACUGCUUAGUGAGUUGUGUGUGUUCAAUAAAACAUGUAGUAUUUAUAAGGUGUUUGGUAUCCUCCACAGCCGCCAGGACAUGGGAAGCAAGGAGAACAGACCCAUGAUUUCUAUAGGAUAUUCGUUGCCUUAUUUAACCCUCCAGUACUUUGGUUGAUCCUAAUAAUCUUCUCAGACCUGAAGGUAAUAUAUAUUACUGCAGUAUCUGUUCCAUUUUAAAUAUCCGUGUAAACCACUGUGUGGGAUCCUACACAGAAUCUCAUUUAAUGCCUAGGACAGCUGUGUUGUGGUAGGAACUCUUACCAUACCAUUUCACAGUGGAGAGUGCGAAGAGAUGGAGUAACUUGCCUGAGAGAGUAAAUAGCAGACCCUGGAUGUCCACAACUGUACCCCGCCCCCCGCCUUUAGAAUACAGCCUAGAGCUGUGUUUUGCUUUAAGAAAUUCAUUCAUUCAGCAAACAUUUAGGAAGCAGCCGUGUCACUAUGCCAGGUGGUGACUAAGCAAGACAAAGUACCUCUCCCCCCAGGAGCUCACAGUAUCAUGGGGGAGACUGAUAAGAGAAUUCAUCAUUUCAGUAUAGUGCAGUGUCAUAGUAUAAGGUGUUGGAGGAGAACGAUGGCAUGAAGAGGAGAGUCUAGAAAGGUUCCCAAAGGGCGGGGGGCAUACCCCCCAGGGCGUUUCAUCAGUGUGUUCCUUGCAAGUCGAAAAUACAUUUUAAUCAAAGUGAUUUUAGUUUAGGAGAUAAGUCAGUGUUUUUAAAAAAUUGUGGAAAGUAGCUCUCGAAUGCCUUUUCUAUUAUUAUAUUUAUAUCUGAUUUAUUUGCCUUUGCCAUGCAAUCUGACACUCAUGUAUAUGGUGUUGGUAUUGCUCAGUGGUUCUUUCUUUUAUAUAUAUAUAUAUAAGUGCAAUUGAAGUUUGAAUUCAUACCUUUCCAUGAUUCAAAAUUCAGAAAGUCCAAGAGGAGACAUUAAAAAGUCCCCAUUCCAUCCUCCUAGAUACCUGGUUUUCCUUUCCAGAAGCAACCAACUCUUGCCUUUUGUUCUUAUAGUCUUCUAAAGAUAUUCUAGGAAUGUAUGUAGAAAUACAUAUAAAAAGUAUAUUUUUUAUUUCUUCCUCUUUUUUGCAUAAAUGGUAACACACUAUUCACCUGCUGUGCACUUGGCUAUUCUUAUUUAAUAUAUUACUUCUUAUGGUGCCGUUGGAACAAAUGUGAAGUUCCCAUAAGUCAGACACUGGGUCUUGUUUAUUUCUAGAUUAGCUUUUCCAUAGCCUGUUAUUACUUUUAUAAGACUUACUACAUACUAAGUAUGUGCUUCAUUGACAUUUGAACAACCAGCAUUUGUUGAGUGCUUGCUCCAUGACUGAGUUUGGAUUUGGUUUAUUUUGUGUUUCUCAAAGUGAGAUGCUUGGGUUCUCCAGGGUACACUGGCUCAACCUAGUCCUAACGACUGACUUAUUACCAAUUCUGUUCGACAGAAUCCUGUAUGGAACUUGUGUUUUUUUUCCUAUCUGUUUUCUCUUGAGUGAAAACUAGAUUUUGAUAUUGCAGUUGUGAAAUUACAUGGGUGGUUUUUUUUUUGUUGUUGUUUUUGGAAAUUCCAGUAGUGUACCUUGACUCUCACCUGUGCUAAAAAAGGUCAGGAGCUGUGCCUGAACCUCUGAGUCCCACCAGUUCUCAUCACUACAUAGAUCUAAGACGUUGCUUUUCAAAGGCUUUGAGGUUCACGUGUCUCCCAGGAGGUCCUGUGUCUUCCUUCUCUCUUGGCCAUUUACCUGGAUUAUCGACAAAGAAAACCUUCGUUUUGCCACAUGGCAAAGCUGAAGAAACAGAGUCUCUAACAGAACUCAUUGUUACCUUUUGUACAUGUUCGUUUGUACGGUGUCCCUCGUUUGCAUGACAACAUCCUUUGUGAAGUACAAGGAAGGAGUCUGACUGAGCUUACUCCAUUCCUCUUUGUGGUGUUGAAUUUGUCAGGCACUUUAUCCUCUUGUCUUGUGUUUUACUCUAAAUGACAUAGGCAGAAAUGAUACUUAGUUCUACAUUUUAAUUGUCAUUGUUUACAUCUGCAUUAAUUUAAUAAAAUAUUUUUAUUUAU
Nyctereutes procyonoides (raccoon dog) is the source of this 3663-nucleotide messenger RNA. RefSeq names its product CD274 molecule (gene CD274). The record is from RefSeq and is a predicted model, not a curated record. NCBI's taxonomy places the organism in Eukaryota, Metazoa, Chordata, Mammalia, Carnivora, Canidae. The coding region runs from base 143 to 1012 and encodes 289 amino acids. The transcript is spliced from 7 exons. Gene Ontology annotation, biological process: immune response; cellular response to lipopolysaccharide; cell surface receptor signaling pathway. Gene Ontology annotation, cellular component: external side of plasma membrane.